AUGGGAGGGUGGAAUGAUGGAGUGUUGAUUUGGGGAGAUUUCAGUAUAUCCGAGGUAGAGGUGGAAGAAUUUUGUUUGGAGGAUGUGUAUGCGGACUUUAAAGGGAGGGUGGUGGGGUUUAUAGGUUGGUUGGAGGGAAAGGAUUCCGUUGUAUGGAAUUACUCCGAGGAUAAGGCUUUUUCGGUAGCAUCUUGUUACAAUUUAUAUAACAAACUUCGCAUUCAUUAUGGCCCCCCUAAUAGGAAUGAUGGAGCUUUUGGGUUGUUGUGGAAAUUGGAAGUCCCAUUCAAAAUCAAGGCUUUCGGUUGGAGAUUAUUUCUUAAUAGGCUACCGGUGAAAGAUUUGUUGAAGAUCCGAGGUAUUUCUAUCUCUUUGGAUGAUUCAAAGUGCUUGUUUUGUGGUUAUUGUUUGGAAACUAGUAAUAAUUUAUUUUUUAGUUGUUUGGUGGUGAAAAAUAUUUGGAGUGAGGUAGCUAUUUGGGUUGGUAAAGGGGAUAGGGUAGAUGAUGAGUGUUUGUCGAAUUUUAUGGAUUGGCACUUAUUUUUUCAUAGUAAAAAAGUGAAAGAUAGGAAGUUGGGUGUGGUAUGGCUAGCUACCACUUAUUUGGUCGAUUAG
Messenger RNA from Vicia villosa (hairy vetch), 615 nucleotides. RefSeq lists its product as uncharacterized. Bases 1 to 615 code for a protein of 204 amino acids. Lineage: Eukaryota; Viridiplantae; Streptophyta; Magnoliopsida; Fabales; Fabaceae. The transcript has a single exon. The record is from RefSeq and is a predicted model, not a curated record.